Messenger RNA from Marmota monax (woodchuck), 8134 nucleotides. RefSeq names its product photoreceptor cilium actin regulator (gene Pcare). Gene Ontology annotation, biological process: photoreceptor cell outer segment organization; protein localization to photoreceptor outer segment. The transcript has 2 exons. Lineage: Eukaryota; Metazoa; Chordata; Mammalia; Rodentia; Sciuridae. The record is from RefSeq and is a predicted model, not a curated record. Gene Ontology annotation, cellular component: photoreceptor outer segment; photoreceptor inner segment. The coding region runs from base 326 to 4234 and encodes 1302 amino acids.
AAAGCUCCACUUGCAUUUACAUCUGUCAGGACACGAGCAAAACACAGGCCCAUAAUCCGGGAGACUGAGGUCCUUUAGAAUUGUCCCGCUGCUCACUAAACAACAGAAGGUUCAAAACUUAGAAGGAUAACAGGACGAUAAGCACCACUCCCUCUUUUCGGUGCAACCAAGGAAGUAAAGAAAGCUGCCUCCAAGUUCAAGACUUCCUGCCAUGAACUUCAAAGGAAUCUGGUCUGGAAUUGCCUGGAAGGACUAGUUUUGGUCCUAUCUUCAAGAUGAUUCUCUGAAAAUUUGGAAGGCUGUGGGUACAAGGCCAGCUGCAGUCAUGGGAUGUACACCUUCACACAGCGACAUUGUGAACAACCUGACAAAAAGUGGUGUUCAGUUUUUGAAAAAGCCCACAGCUAUUUUGCCAGGAUGUCAUGGGCUCAGUGGAAGAGGUUCCAUCCCUUUGCUGGUUCAGUGUUCUACCUGCUAUGACCCUUGGGGGGGCCUGCCCCAGGGACAGAGGCCAGCAGAGGAGCAGCUGAGUUCCAGGAAGUCCCAAACCACAGCUGAUGGUCAGCCCAUGGGAGAUAUGGAAGGACUGAUCUCAGAAACCAGAACCUCUCCAUCCUGGCUGAACAAACCACAAAGCCACACUCCGUUCCAGACAAAAGGUACCCAUGGGACACAAGGGGCAGCCUUUCCCAGGGAAGAGAGUAUGGAAAGUACUACACAGGAGACCUCCAGGUGGGAAAGGAAGCCGACAUGCUAUUGCUCAAGCAAACAGGGCCAUUGCAGCCAAACUAUCCUCCCUACUCCUGAAUCAGAAGGCAAAGUGGACUUUCCUGAACCCCUGGUCAAGGCCCACCAGCAUGCUUACACCUACCUGCACGCCAGCCUCUCCAAGUAUGAAGCAAUCCUGCACCUGGUCCAGCAGGCCAGCCAGACCCAGGGGCUGCUGCAGCCCAUGCUCAGUUUCCUGUUGCUGUGCUUUGAGGAGGUGGGCCAGCUCCUUGGGGAGAUCUCCAAGGAUGGAGAAGUGCUCCUCCAGGAAGUUAGGGAGGAUCUGGCAUGGCCAUUGAAGAAAGGAGAGCCCCAGGAGCAGCCAGAUCUCUUGCAACAGCUGCUGCAGUACACGGUCAGCAAGCUACAGGUGCUCCACGGCAUGGUGGCUGCCCUCACCGGGAGCUUCCUGGAGAGUUCCAGCAGCUAUUUCCACUCCACAGCAAGCCACUUGGAAAAUCAGCUGAGCACAAAGAGGAGUGUGGAUGAACGCCUCCUAAGGGCUCUGAGGCAACUGGAGAGCCUGGCAAGUGGCCAUGGAGACCCUGGGCUGCAGGAUCUACCCUUGUGCUCCGAGGACAGUGGCAUUGGUGCCGACAAUGAGUCCGUGAAAUCUAUGGACAAGCUGGGUAAGCAGGCCAGCUGGAACUUUGUCCCGGAGGCUGUAGAGUUGAAGCCAGGGAUCUCACCCCAGAUGGAGGCCCGGCUAUCAGGACGUGCCUGGCAGCAAAGUGCAUUCUGGAUGGGUUCGGACCGACCCCAGGACUGUCCAAGGCCUCCCAUUGCAAAAGUGCAUCCAACCUCACAGGGCAAAGUAAGGAGCCCAGGCCCCCACAGCACUGGCCCAGAAACUCUGACCUCCAGGCCUUCAGAGGCAAGCAAGAGUGCUUGGUGUGACUCCCUGGGGACUGGGAUCCCUGUGGAAGUACAGCUUCCUAAAAGCUCCAGGUCUGGGGAGGUUCCACCCCUUAGUGAAAGUGAGAACAGCAGCCCAGACGAGGAGGAAGAUGAAGUUAGCAACAUGAGUCCAAGUGCAGGGCAGGAAAACGUGUCACCUUCAAGGCCACGAUCUUCACCUGCAGACUGGGAAAGCCCGUUUCAGUCACACUCCAGGAAGCUUAGGAGCCCCCAGGCCCAGGAAAUGAUUCUGAAGAUGAAGGAAGCCAUCAGUGAAAGGAUCAAGUUUGUCCCUGCACCUUUGGCGCACCAGGACUGGUCUGAGGAGGAGGAGGGGAGGAUUGUGGUCCCACGGAGACCUAGCACGGUCAGUGGCAGCAGGAGGACCCCCGAGAGGCAGCAGAGGUCCCAGUCCGAGACGUGCCUUAAGAGCCAUGUGGAGGACCCCACCCUCCAGGAGCUGCGAAGGGUCCAAAAAGACCUCAGUCAGAGACUGGAGGCAUUUUAUGCCCAGGGCGCCAAAAGGCAGGGACAGAGAAAGGAGCAGAUUGUGCAGUCCAGAGGAGCAGCGAUAUGGCCCAACAGCAACUGCAGGGUGAGCCCCAGCAACACCAUCAGCAAACUCAAGGCAUCCCUUACCAAGAAUUUCAGCAUCUUGCCUAGUCAGGACAAGAGCAUUUUGCAGAAAUGCAGUCCCCACUCUGAGGGCGAACAGCCCUGGCAGAAGAGAGCCGAGCUGCUGCCAAAUGCCAUUCCACCUGGUGAGAAGGACGAGACUCCUAGGGCCAAGGACUGCUUCAUCAGGGGCUCUCCCACCAGAACAUCAGUCAAGAAACUCAUUGAAACUUUCAGUCCCACUGAGAGUGUGAAGACACUGGGGGACUCCAGGAACUCAGGGUCAAGCCCCUGCCUCAGGAAGUGGGGAGUCCCCAUCAUGCCUCCCAGACUUCCCAUUUAUAGGGGCCUUGCUCCUAUGUAUACUAAGCCCCAAAUUUCUCCGACAGGAAGCAGAGAAUGUCUCAAGGUGGACACAGGCUGGAGACCUGUAGCACCGAUAUUUCCCCCUCUGCCUACAGCAGAAGCAUCCAAGAAUGAGGAUAUCUACUGUGAAAUAGAGGGGGACCCAGAGCACCUCCCUCCACCACCUCUGGAAGUCCUGAUGGAUAAAUCAUUCACUUCUCUGGAGAAUCCAGAAAGCAAAAAGUCAACAGGCAGCUCCCCUGAAGAGUCCUCAGUACCAGGGCUGGGACGGGCUGGCCCUACCAGAAGAACGUGGGCUUCCCCAAAGCUGAGAGCUUCCAUGAGCCCCAUUGACUUGCUGCCCAGCAAGAGCACUGCCAGCCCCACCAGGCUGUGCAGCACAGGGCCAGGAAGCAGCAAGAGUGGCAGCAAUCUCAGGAAGCCUGUCCAGGAUCCAAACCUCUCUUCUGCAGCCAGCCCCAACCCAGAGGCGGAGGGCAGGGCUCACAGUCAAGCCCAGGGAGAGAAGGCCACAAGCUUCUCCAAGCACCACCGGAAGGCAAUUCCCUGGCACCACACCAGCCCCACAUCUGGGCAAAGCAGGACUUCAGAACCGAGCCUGGCCAGACUCACAUGUGGGCCGCACUCUCCUGAGGCCUCCAGGCAGAGCCGAGAGAGAAGCCCCCCAGUAGUCAGGAAGAGCUCUCCCACCAGGGCACACUGGGCACCCCAAGUAGACAGGAAGCAGCGGGGUCUACCAUCAUCUCCUGGACCUGCUCAGCCAAGCACUGUGCUCAGCUCCUCCAGUCCACCACUUAGCCCUGGAGCUCCCAGCCCAACAGCAAGCCUUGGGAUCCUAAGCCCACCAAACACAAAGAAGCGAACUUCCCCGCCACCCCAGCACAAGCUGCCCAGCCCACCCCUGGGGAGCCAGCCUGCGCAGCCCAAGGUCUCCAGUCCUGCUCAGCACACGGAAGCAAGCCCCCCUUCCUCUGUGCCCUCCCCAUCCCCCCCAGGGUCCCCCUCUCACGGAUGCAAAGAGACCAGAGACUCAGAAGGCAGUCAAGCCCCUACAGCCAAAGCAUCCCGGAACACAUGUUCCAUAUUCUGCCCUGCCUCCUCCUCUCUAUUUGAAGCUAAAUCACCAUCCUUGACAGCCCACCUGCAGACCUCCACAUCACUGCCACCAGAACCCGGGGGCGCUCUUGGGACCCCAGCAGGAUGCUGGAGAAGCAGCUUGGAGCCUCGACUGAAGGCAGAUUCACAGAGGAGAAUGGCUCUAUGUGCCCUCAACCCUCUGCCUUUCGUCAAAAGGACAGCUCCUGCCUGCCACCCUGGUGUCUGGAUUCAGCUGCCUGGCUCCAGCUCCACUGGCUCCUCUUGGGAACCCCAGCUUGACCAGAGCAGCAGCAGUGAGGACAGCCCCAAGCUGAAUGCAGCGACUUGGAGCAGCCCCUGUGCCCCAGAACCGCAGGGUGGCCGCAGCAGGUGUGCAUCACCCCCAGAGCUCUGUGUGCUGGGCCAUGGGCUGCAGCCAGAAGCCCGCACCAGCCACGUCCAGGACAAACCCCAGCCAGAGACCCAGCCCCAGCAGAAGGACGUGGCCUGACUGUCAUGCUGACAACAGUCACCCCAGAGACACAAUGUGACAGCCAUGCAUCCACACUGCCCCACAGAUGGUGGGCAGACUCUCCAAAUGAGGUAUCUUGGAAAGGUUUUGAAGAUGGUUUAUACAAUGGCCAUUGUCAAUCACAGAUCCUGCUUUGCCUUGGGGGUUCAAAGAUUAACCAAAACUUUAAACCCCACAAUGACAUUUUUAACCCUUCAAGUGCUGGCCUUAAUUUAGGGAGGAAAUAGAUUAAUUACAUGCUUAGCAGGCCAGGUGUUUUACCUGGUAACCUAUGACAAUGUUGAAAUCAUUUAAUGCCCACAAGAGCAAACAAAAUAAAUAGCAUUCUCCAGUUAAACAGAUAAGAGAACCAAAGUGUGGGGAGGAGUUCCCCCAAGUGUCUUGCCAGGAAAAAAGCAACAGUUGGUACAGACAUAGAUGUCCCUAGAACCUAUGCUUUUUACCUUGAAUUUUGUUGCCCUAAUUUAUUCCAUCACCCCAGCUGCCUACAGCAUUAGUAGUUGUAUAAUUGGUGGGAAAGAUUUGGUUUUGGUUUUUGUUUUUUGUAAGGUUGAGUGCUGGCAAAGCAUCGAAGUCUCCAUUAAGAGCUUUGUUUAGAAGCUAAUUGCCCCUGACAUGAGAAGGCUGGUGCAUUAGAACACACAGCCCCACCCAUCCUCCCUCCUGCCAGAGCUCAGCUUCAAUGCUAUCAAUUCAAAGCUUCCAGCUCCCAGCCAGGGCCAUGCUGUCCUUGGCCUCAAUGUGUAUCAAACAUGCGUGCGGCCCUACACAAGCUGGUGGGAUGAUUCUUGGACCAAGUGGACACAACCGAGCUUCCCACACAAGGCAGCCUAGUCUCCACAUCUGGUGGGCGCUGCAGCUGACGAGAUGGUGUGGGUCACCUCAUGCCCAUCUCCCCCUGAACCUUCUUGGCCAAAUUUAUUCCCAAGUCAUCUGUAGACCUUCCACUAGAGCUGAAAUUAAAGCAAAGAAUGGUCCUUCAUGCCAAAAACUACUUCUGCCAAUGAGCUAGAUAUUUGCUGCAGAUCUUGGAAUGUUUCCACCGGAGGCUGUGGAGUGCUUUCUAUUUAGAAAAGAAUUUGCAGUAAUUGGGUGAUUCAAUGCCGGCUCAGUGGGUUGUCAAAAGACAAGAAUUCUCACCCACGGGUACAGCUAAGGGGCAAUCUUCCAGUUCUGCUGCAAAGCUGAUUUUAAAGUUUGGGAAAAUUAUAGAUCUCAAAUCCUUUCUUGUUGAAAUAGAUCGUGGGCUCAAGAACAUGUUACAGUGGGUGCCAGGGACUCCAGCUUCCUCCCCCAGGGGUCAGGAUCUCACCUGACUUGUCCAUUUAUUAAUGAACAAGGUGAUGGAGCUUAUCUCUUCAAAGACACCUAAAGAACACUUGAUUAAAUACCAAAAGGGCCACACCCACCCGUCUAUUGGAACUGUCUGUACACAUUUUUUCACAUCUGCUUGUGUGGCUACGCUUAUCUCAGAGCAAUGCUCAAACCACAGCUGGACCAGUGGAGCCACAUCUCCGGUUGGGUAGACACCUGGGAGCUGCCUGGGCUGCAGGCAAUGGGUGGAGUGGGGUAAGAGCCUGCAAAUGAAACCAGCUAAGGAAAUUUGCCUCCUCUGGAUCAGGGCACUGUCCUCAAAUGAUUGGGCAGUCAAAGGAGGUCAAAACAAAGGCGGGUCCUGGGCAAGCUGGGCCCCCAGCCGAGCAAGCAGGAGGCAGUGUGGGUGGCCCAUGAGACCUCGCCCACAGGUAAGUGGCUUCCGAGAACACUGGUCAGAAAGUGUGCCCUGCCCUGUGCAAAGAGUUAGAACAGGAUUCCUGGAGGUCUUAAGAAACAAGGCAGAAAUCCAGCUGCAGGGACUGAACAGACACAGAGGAUGAACAGGGGUACAGUGUAGGGUAAACCACAGGGACAAUAAAAAGUGAAAUUUCUGGAACUAGAAUAUGAAGUGGAGCCAGAUCAGCCUAAGGGGAGGGGAGGGGAGGAGAGCCACCUGACCUCCAGGCCUCCUUCCUUAAAGGUCUGUGUGGUAGAAGUUCAGGCUGACUUGAGUGUCCCCCACCAAACUGGUAAGAGAUGGAAGUGGACAGCCAGGAGCCAGGCAUCAUGUCAAAUUAUGGAGGGGUCAACAUCAAAGAGAACUCCCUGCAGGGAUCUAGAGUGAACUACCUGCCCUCCACACCUGUGCAUGGCAGAAGGCUCCUGAGACCUGCUGUCACCCUCCCCCCUAGGCUGGUAAGCAGCAGCAAACACUCACCCCUGCCAUGUUGCAGGUAGCAGACAAGGGGACAGCAGCUUCGUUCCUGUUGUCAACCACGGAGCAGCCUGUGACACUUCCUUACCCCCUGGAGGAUUUCUUCAUUUACUGAGAAACUUCAUGUACCAGGACAGUGCUAGGUUCCUACCCUAGGUCCCUCUGUGUGAUGUAAUGAGAGGCUCCAGCCACUACCAGGUCCAGACAGCAGUGACAAUGAGUUGGUGUUACCAUUGUGUUGCUCAGUAGCACAAAGGCUAUGGGCAUUCCAAGGCAGCUGCUCCCAGGACAGACAGACAAGGUUGCCAAGGCCAAGGAGCUGGGGCUGGGAGAGAAAGUUCAAGGUAAAGCAGUGCUAAGCUGGCCCAGGAGCAGAUGGGACAAAGAUGUGGGGUUUGGGCCACCAUGCUAACUUCACCUAGCUUGAGUUCCAUGUGAAACAGAAUUUGUACUAAAGAAAUUAAGUCCACCACAGCAAAAUAGUCUUGUGUCAACAGCUCAGUUUGGAGGCGAGGCCUUUCCACAAAUCCAGGUCUAUGGUUCUGCCUCUGAGAGCAAAGUGCUGGUGGCUGUGAGGGAUGAUCUCAAUACCACAGCCUCUCAGCUGGGCCACUCUUCCCUACCUCUCUCUCUCUCCACCUUAUCCUUGCUAGACCAAUCCACUUCCUUCACUCAAGAGAAAAGGGAAGGCAGUUUUUCUUUGCUUAUGCACCCAACCCAGCCAAUGCACCCAACUCAUCAAGGAUUCAUGAGUCUAUACUUUUUCUUCAUAGAGUUAGAAACUAAGAAGAAACACUGGGUAUAAAGGAGGAACCUCCACAAACCAGUUUCCUUAUUUGGGCCAACUCCUUUCUGGGGAUUACAGCCUUCCUCCUUUAUACCUCUGGGGACCCCAGAGCUGUAAGGAGGGAGGUACUUAGCACAGCCUUUAUCUAACGCAUUAGUAACUUAGCAAACAGAUCUGCCCCAGGAGAAAAACACAAUUUUCUGAUUCCAUCAAAAGGAUUCAUGGGGGUGCGGGGAGGCAAAUAUAAUAUUCUGGCAGAACAGUAAUAGUUUUUUUGCAAGUAUAAAUACAAUCCUCAAGAUGAAAUAUAACCUCUCUGCGGCUUGGGUCUGCGCUGUUGUUUACUAUAAGCAGCAUCUAUUUUCUUUCGUCAUGUCACAUACCUAUCCAGAACCUAAAAUAAUCCAUGUAGAUAGAAAAUUCAGGGCAAACAGACCAAAGAGACUUUUCUUUCAUUGUGAAGAGCUUAUGUUUGACAAGACUUGCCUCAUAAAUUCUACAAUGUGAAUGAAAGGGAUUUGGAGAAAUAUAUUCUUUUUCUAAAAUAAACCAGUGUUUUUGCAUGUCUCAGGGGAGCCAGUAUAGUGAAUUGUAAGUGUUGACAUGUUUGUCAAUUGAUCAUCUGGUUGACUGCCUACAAGCUGCCAAGCACCCACUCUAUCUUCCAAAGGAAAUCUUUUGGAAGGUAAUAUAUUUUUAAGUGGCCCCACAUCAAAGAUUCUGUUGAACUGCCAUAAAGUAAAUGUGUUCUGAACCUAUAUUAACAGAACAUGUUAUAUUACACUACCGUUUACUCCCUGUGCCUACCUAAAGUUUAAAUAAAGUUCCAUCAAUCCAUCCA